AUGUGGAUUAUGUUAUCAUUCAAUAGAAUAAUAAGUAUUUGAGUUAUUGAUUUACAGGAUCACCUGGAUAGUUGUUAUCACUCAUUUUGUUUAGUUUGCAUUUAAAAAUUGUCUAAUUAAUAGAAUCCAAUAAAUCAAGAUUGAAAAUACUUGUCUUUUUUGUAAAUAAAAUUUAUAUAGAUUGAAUAUAAAUGCAAUAGAGUAUUUAUUAUAUUUAAUUAGGUAUAUUAUAACAGCCAUAAGAUAGCGAAGUAAAAAUGUAAAGAAACUAAGUCAAUCAUCAAUAUUAUUUCUAGAAUUUUUGGGAAAGAUAAAAUCAAUCUCAAAAAAAGAGGGACAUUCUAAUAUUUUACUUUAAUUCUUAAUUCAAUUAUUUUUAGCUGAUAGUAUUUAUAAAAUACAUACCAUAGUUAAUGAUUGA
This is a messenger RNA of Paramecium primaurelia, 421 nucleotides long. The record is from the annotation of a GenBank genome assembly. Lineage: Eukaryota; Ciliophora; Oligohymenophorea; Peniculida; Parameciidae.